AUGGUUGCGCACUCGGACUGCUUCUGUCUGGAGGCUGCGGGGGGCGGGCGUGUGCUGCUUGUCCCGUCAGACGGGGUGGAGUGGGGGGUCCCUGACUGGAGGGGGGGAGAUCCCCGCAGGCGCAUGCGGAGCGGCAGCUACGGUCAAGGCCAUGGCGACGAUGAUAGUCAGGACUCUGACGCCAGUCCUAAGGCCUCUCCUAAAACCACCAUCAUCGCCAGAGAGAGGCGCUUCAGACCGCUCUGUCAGCAUGGACCACAGUACUCAUGUAAGCAGUGUGUAGAUUCUACUCUACCCUACGCUAACAGAACCAAGCCCAAAAGUCACGCACGCUCUCGGAGCUACACACGCUCGUUGACCAGCUCACAGGUAGGACACACUCUUUCAGAGCGAUACCAUGUUGGAGAGAUAGAGAUUCAGGCCGUGGAAGCCUUGGAUCUACCUGGCUGCUUCCGGACCCGGUCCCAUAGUUACGUCCGCGCCAUCCAGGCCGGCUGUUCCCAAGACGACGACUGCCUGUUCUCCAUAUCGGACCCAGGCCGUUCUUCUCCAUAUCGGGACCCCAGGGUAGCAUCAAGGGAGGGGCCGCGUUCGAAUGAGAGAGAUACAUUGAUAGUGGAGAUUUUGGAAAUUGCGGUGUCUGGUCAGACGUCCAGGGAAAGGGGUUACUACACAGGACCAGGACAAGGUCGCWCCCGCCAGCACUCCAACUCAGCCGAGAGUCUGGACGGGGUCCUCCGGGGUGGCCGGGAGCUGAUGCCCUAUGGAGGAGGAGGACAGGGACCCAUCAGAGUCAAACAUAGCGGCUCCGCGGAUAGUCUCCUGGAGGGACCCAGGGGAAGGGAGAGGGGAGAGAGGGAUGUGAGGCGGGCAGGGGGGAGUCUGUGGAAGUCUGCCUCCCUCCCACAGAACAGUAUGGUGCUGAGUAAGAUGGGAGGAGGAGGAGGAGGAGGAGGAGGAAGAGGAGGACAGGAGGAGAACAAGACGGAAGGAAGAGGACGGAAUUGGAGGCCUUCUAUCGCUGUACAGGUGGACAGCUCGGGGACCCUGUCAGACUCGGACGCGGAGAGCAAGGCUCUGAGAGAGGUGCACUCUAUAGGAGUGCAGGUGGAGGAUGACAAGAGGCGUGCUCGGUUCAAGCUCAACAGCGUGACGGCCGGCGUCCAGGCAGACCUGGAUCAGAGGGGCCUCCAGUUCCCAGGCCUCACCUUCGCUGUUCCUACCCAGGAUAAGAGCCCCCAGUUCGGCUUGCUCUUCCAGAGACACUCCUCAGAGCGGUCAGCCGACCAGUAUGCAGAGUACCACCGCACGGUGCACACCCAGGGCCAGUGGGCCUACAGAGAGGACUACAUCCAGGAUGGUUACYCUACAGACCCCCACCAGAUCCCCCCCCUGCCRCCGCGGGCKCACUCCCCGCUACCCCUCGCUGCGGACCGUGGAGGCUGGACAGGUACACCCCAGCCCUCACUGGAGGGGGGCCCCCGGAGUCUGCCUGACUCUGGUCGUGCUUCGCCCUGUCUGAGAGACGGAGAGUUUUUCCUACGCCUCCUUCAGACGGUGGAGAGGAUGGAGGGAUGGUGUCAGAAAGAGAGAGAGGCGGAGGAGAACGAGCUGCCGGAGGAGGUUCUGGAGCUGAUCCGUAACGCGGUGGGCAGUGCCCAGAUGCUCAUGUCUCAGAAGGUGCAGCAGUUCUUCCGRCUGUGCCAGCAAAGCGUGGACCCCUCAGCGUACCCCCAGCCCACCUCUCAGGACCUGUCCGGGCUCUGGGACCUGCUCCAACUCAACAUGGAACACGUCAGGGUCAAGUUCCAGCACCUCCAGAGGCUCAAGGACUCCGGCUGGAGGCUUCCCCCAGACAAGAAGGACGACAAGAAGCUUCCUCCCCCACUACCAAAGAAGCCAGCAGGGGGAGUGAGCGGCAGCCUCCGUGCCGACAGCGUCAGCGACCUCUCUGUGCAACGAGGGGUAGGAGGAGGCGGAGGGGUGCUGGUGAUGGCCCGUAGCGGGGGUGUGGGACGGGCCGUGCCUGUCCGGGAGAAGUCCUUAGACCUGGGCGACAGACAGAGGACUGAGGCACGCAGAAGACUGCUCCAGACCAAGAGGUCCGCUUCCUUCAGACAGAACUCAGCCACGGAGAGCGCAGACAGCAUCGAGAUUUACAUCCCAGAGGCUCAGACCCGGCUCUGAACAUGGGAGAUACAGCCCUUUAUCCCAGUGAACAGAACCGACUCAGACCCGACGCCUGGGACAGCCUAAAUAUAGAGAUAUAGCUAGCUAUCCCACCCUAGAACAACCACAACCAUUGAGAUUUACAUCCCAGAGGCUCAGACCCGGCUCUGAACACUGGAACCGUCUAAACGUGGAGAUACAACCUCUUUUCUGAGGAUCCUAAAAUCAACCAAAACUCUCCCAAGUUCCAUACAAUGAACCCCCUCAAUGACGAUAUCGGCCAUACUGACUUUCUCAAGCCUUCACUGCUGGGGAUGCUGGGUUCCAUCAUCAUGUCAUUUCCAAGGACAAGGCAAGACAGAAGGGGUGAGSAAGCAGUGGCCAUUUGUGCCCUGGAACGUUUGAAUCCCCAAUAAACAAACAGAACAAUCUGGAGAGAGAAUGGUGGCUACAGGAUCACAGGUGGCUCCACUACACACUUUGUUUUUCCCCUCAUCUUAGUCGGAGAGAGAGAGAUUUAUUUAGAAAGAAGUAUCGCUGUUGUUACAGUACAGUGACAGUCACUGAAAGGUGUAGUCGUGCAAUAGUAGCAUGU
Messenger RNA from Salvelinus sp. IW2-2015, 2764 nucleotides. The record is from RefSeq and is a predicted model, not a curated record. Lineage: Eukaryota; Metazoa; Chordata; Actinopteri; Salmoniformes; Salmonidae.